Molecule: messenger RNA, 1033 nt
Organism: Aspergillus japonicus CBS 114.51
Lineage: Eukaryota; Fungi; Ascomycota; Eurotiomycetes; Eurotiales; Aspergillaceae
Exons: 2
Coding region: 175-768 (197 amino acids)
Source: RefSeq, a predicted model, not a curated record
UAGUCUCGUAUGGGACUUUAGUAAGUGCUUGGCUGAGCGUAAUUAGAUCAGCUGGGGGAUAUGGGGUAGGGGAAGAGAAGCUAAUGCAUUUGUUCAUUGUGUCUGGGGGUGGUAUAAAGAGGUACAGCGAGCGAUGGGAGGGAAAGCACGGAAAAUAAAACCCAACGCAAAAGAAUGGCCGACAACAAACUUGACCCUCCUUCAGCUCGAAGGGCAACCGCAACUCAAGGUCUAGGCUUGACUUCACUUCCUGCGCCAUUGAUCGAGCGCAAUCUUGCCAUUCAUGAGGAACUCAGUGAAAUGCACGCUCAAUCGGAGUCUACCGUGCCAUCAUGGAUCGACUCUCUCAUCGCAGAAGAACGUAUCCACGCUUACUACGCCCAGCUCGGCGUUUCUCUUUGCGAGCCCCCGGCUGUUGCCCACCAUGAUAUCGAGUCAGAUCUGGAGCAGCUCCGCCAAGUCGACUACGCUUCUACCACCAAGCAACAGCCGAAUGUCCGAUUCGCUGCUAGCUCGAAGAACCAGGUUUCUGCUUCACUGAAGCUCUUUGAGAGUAAAGUCGCCCUAGAUCAGACUAACAUCCGCCAUGAAACACCGCUGGAGCGCUUCCUCACGCCGGGAUACAGCGAUCCGUGCUUCUAUGCGCAGCCUGCACUAGCCCAGGCGGGCAUCCAGCUAGGGAGCUUGGAGGGGAAGGAGAAACGGAAGCGAAUGGCAAGGGAGAAUGUGGAGCGUGUCGUCUCUAGGAGGGUGGACUCGUCGCCCUAACACUGUUCUGGAUUGUCUCUCGUGUAUGUUCUCGAUCCGUUUUUUAUGCCACCGGAGAGACGUACUCUAUGCAGUACGCCGGACCGAAUAUCUAGGGGCAUGCUGAAGACUUGGAUAAGCCCUAAGUAAGGCUGAUAUUUGGGGUAUACCUUUCUAAAUAAAACAAACAAAUAUGCUAUGCUAUAAGCUCAACACCAAAGAUCAGACCAGUUUGUUCCAGAGGAACAUCUUCUAUUCACUGGACAUUUUUGAAGCGCAAGAUAUA